This is a messenger RNA of Mizuhopecten yessoensis (Yesso scallop), 3694 nucleotides long. RefSeq lists its product as uncharacterized. Gene Ontology annotation, molecular function: cysteine-type endopeptidase inhibitor activity involved in apoptotic process; ubiquitin protein ligase activity. Gene Ontology annotation, cellular component: cytoplasm; nucleus. Gene Ontology annotation, biological process: negative regulation of apoptotic process; positive regulation of protein ubiquitination; regulation of cell cycle. The record is from RefSeq and is a predicted model, not a curated record. Lineage: Eukaryota; Metazoa; Mollusca; Bivalvia; Pectinida; Pectinidae. The transcript is spliced from 12 exons. Bases 47 to 2410 code for a protein of 787 amino acids.
AUUUCCGCUUCUUCGGAGGAAGACGUUACCUCCCGUCAACAACAAUAUGGCUGAAUUUACAUCGGAGGUCUUACCACUCACAGGGAAUCCCAUUUGGAAUGAUGCUUCAUUCUUUUUCAUGGUAGCCGUCUUUGCACUAGUACAGGUACUUAUAGUUGUUGGUGUGUAUAUUAAAAGACAUUUUAACAAUAGAUGUAUUGUCGAUCAUCGUGUUACCACCAGCAGUGUAGAUUCAGUGUAUCACGUCAAAAGGGCUAUCAGCAAGAGUGUACAUCCAGUGAAAGAUGAAGAUUUAUAUACUGAAAAGAGUCAAAUUAAGGAAUGUACAGAAACACAUGAGCAAAUAUUGUUUCCUUCACGCUAUGAACCCAAAGCAGUGACGAGACAAGACCCUGUUUUGACCGAUUGGGGCUCAAAUCUACGACUGCUGAACAACGUGAACGACACAACGAAUAACAACCUUAAAGCUAAACCACCUGACAGUUGUCUACAAGACACGAAUGGUGGAUUAGAAAAGGGUACCACUUCGGAAGCGCUGUUUGCCGAACAAUUUCGCCCGGCAGAAUGUACUAUCAUAGUUUACCCAGUGAGUGACACCGAUCCAUCUGAGACCAUUAACGGCACCCAAGGUAUGGAAGAGGAAGAAAAUGACGGGAUUUUACGAAGAACUACUGGGGAUAGCACAGAUAACAAUGACUCUCGGCCAGUCAUAUCGUCGGAUAUCGCAAACCAGCUGACAGAGAUUAGCCCAGAACAGGCAUCGGUAGAUGGCUCUUCAGAGUUCCUGGGUAUUGGAACCCAGCCUAGGUACAUGUACCCGGGAUACAAACUGCAGGCGAAAAGGCUACAGACAUAUCGUCGCUGUCCAUAUCGUUUGCAACUGAAAAAAACCCGCUUAGCUAAUGCUGGAUUUUACUUUACCGGAUUGAGGGACUGUACCAAAUGUUUUUGCUGUGGCGGAGGGUUAGAAAAGUGGGAGGCUGAAGAUGAUCCAUGGAUUGAACAUGCGCGGUGGUUUCCAAACUGCAGAUUCGUCAUCAGAAACAAGCAACAAUGGUUUGUCGACCUUGUUCAAGACACUCUAAGGCAUAGCCAAACUAAAAACAUCCCGCAGUUGACCCCACACCAGCAAAGACAAGUCAGUCGUCAGCAGAACUCAGAACUGCAGCAGCGGCAGCAGUACAACUCGACAUCUCGAACUGAACUGCAUGGUUUGGAUAGGAUGACAGUGCCCCGAGUGAUCUCUGAUCUGACCGGUAAUUAUAGUGUAAGUGGCAGCUUACCCAGGUAUCCUCAAUACGCCGAUGUUGCUUCGAGGUCCAAUACAUUUCGGGGGACAGACAGCCUAGAUGAUCCGCAGAUGGCCGAAGCUGGGUUCUUCUGCAAAGCUCGAGGUUUGCUAGUGUGUUUCCAUUGUGGUGGGCAUCUGUAUACCUGGAAGCCAGGAGACAACUUGUGGAUCGAACAUGUGCGUUGGUUCCCUAAUUGCUCAUACCUUAAAGCCAAACGGGGUCAAAGUUUCAUCGCGGAUGUUCAAAGUAGACUUGAAAAAUUCGUUAAUGUGGAGAUGACAAAUACUACAUUUUCGCAGUACCCACAAAGGAUUAGUUUGCAGACUCGUCGUCAUAACAACCUAGAAACCAGUAACCCACAGUCCCCAACGGUAGCUAGACAUAUAAGUCAUCAGGACCGUCCGGUAGAUUCCGCGGAUGAAACGAACGAAGAUACCAGGGCGGAGAAUGUGUGGUCCGAAUACCAGCAACAUCCAGGACCCUCCGUAGACCAGGCACAACCUCAGCCAAGACCCUCCAUAGCCCGAACCCAACAUCAGACGAUACCUACCGUGGCUCAGAUCCAACAACAGCCGAGACCCUCCGUGGCUCAGACCGAAUAUCAGCCGAGACCCUCCGUGGCUCAGACCCAACAUCAGCCAAUACCCUCCGUAGAUCAGGCCCAACAUCAGCCGACACCCUCCGCGGCUCAGAUCCAACAACAGCCGAGAUCCUCAGUGGCUCAGACCCUAUAUCAGCCAGGAUCAUCCGUGGCUCAGAUCCAACAACAGCCGUUACCCUUUAGGAUCCAGGCUCAAGAAAAUCAAAUUUCCCUUAGCCAGUCCGUAACCGUAGAGAAUGGACAAAUAAAUCCUUUGAGACCCAACAUCAUUUCGAAUCGAAAUACUGAACAAGUUAACCUACACAGGACGGUCUAUGCGGCGCGUGUGACCAGAAACACACAGACUGGACAAGUUGUUCAGAGUUAUCAGUGGGACCUACUGUGUCGGAAAUGUCAAGAGAGAGCAGCAGACGUAAUGUGUGUACCGUGUGGCCACAUGGUUUGCUGUAGACGUUGUGGUAGACGUGAACGCGCCUGUCCUGUUUGCCAUAGGUUCAUCGAUGGAAUUGAACAAUAGACUAUUGCAUAUUCCCGUUUUACAUUGGGUAUUGCAGUACGGUGUGACUAACUUUUAACAUAGAAAACAUCUUCUAAUAUGGUCUUAUCGAGGGAGACAUGCAAGAAUGUGUUAAGAUAUCAAAUGAUGAUCUAAGGAAAAUCUCAAUCUGGGCUAGAAAAUGAGGAAAUUGUUUUUAAUCUUGAUAAACUGUAGCUCUGCUCUUCCCAAGGCGGGUUGACUCUUAGUCACUGCAACUUAAUCUAUAUUUUGAUGAAUCAACCGCUAUUAUUGUUUCUAAUCAUAAACACCUAGGUUUGUUUUUUCAACUGCAAUGCUAUUUGGUCUAACAACAUAAACUAUAAACACGAAAAAUCUUGUAAAAUAAUUAAUAUACUUAGAAUGAUAAAUACAAAAUUGAGAGAAAAUCACUCGAAACAAUAUAUAUCACAUUUAUACGUCCAAUUUUGGAAUAUGCAAAUAUUGUAUGGGCGAACUGUACGCAGAAUGAAUGAAGUGUCUUAUGGUCAAUCCAACUAGAAGUAGCACGUAUUAUUUCAGAUUUAAGUCGUGGAACAAAAGACAUUUACACGAAAAAUCUUUGUUUUUAUAAAAUAGGAAAUUAGAAAUGCACCUCUAUGAUAUAAUUCAACGGUGCAUCAACAAUAAUACUUACAAUUAUCAUCUUCGCCACAAUAGAAUUGUUGAUGUUCCAACACCGAGAACUCGGUUAUAUAAUGCCGGUUUUGUCCCGAAAUUAAUGUCUGAAUGGGAGAUGUUUUACACUCAGCUUAAAUAGAUUCUCAAUCCCAAAAUAUGUUUAAAUACCAUGGUGAUCGAAAAUUUAAUAUUACUUUUUGACAACUUAGAAACUAUGCCAGCAACAUGAAUUCAGUUCUAUUUUAAUCUUUCUUUAUUGAAACCCCUGCCUGCUUAUAUAAUUUUACUGUUAGGGAUUGUGCUCACUUCUUCCUCCAUUGUUCCCUGUAUAUUAAUCAAAGGCAAAUUCUCACGAAUUCCAUACAUGCUCUUAAUACUAUUCCAUUAAAUACUAUGACCUUUCUUUAUGAAUGUCAAAGACUAGAUAUCAAUAUGAAGAUUCAUUCGAUUAACUAGACGCUUUUACUAGAUUAUACCUAUUUGUUUUUCUAUUAUCACAUGACUUUGCUUUAUGAAAUGAGACCAACACAAAAUUGUACGUGUAUGCUGUCCACCAGCACCAUAUGUCUGAUGUUUGUAUACUCUUGUUUCUGAAACAACAAUUUUCAAAAAUAAAAAUUAAAAAAAAAAUAACAUGUAAUUAUC